AUGGGCCCCCGCAGAACACAUACUAAAUCACGGAACGGCUGCCCGGAAUGCAAAAAGCGCAGAUUGAAGUGCGAUGAGCGUUUUCCAUGCACAAAUUGCAUCAAGCACGCGAUACAAUGCUCCUAUUUGGAGCGAGAGGCGUCGACUCCGGUUUCUACACCAGCGACACAGCUACUCAUAGAUUCAUUGCAGACAAGUAGGGCAUCGCCCUUGAUACCUAAGUCUCACCCCACAACUCCAGGUUCCGCGGUCGUCCCUCCGCCCGAGAGUAGAUCGGAUUUACUGCAUUUCCUGGCGGAGUCGCCCAAUGAGAUCCCGACAUUUGAUACGGAUGACUGGGCGUCUGAUCUUGAAUUGAUGCAUCACUACUCCACUGUGACUUGCAAUACACUGACGAUCCGCGAAGACGCCCGGCAUGUUUGGCGCGUUGUACUUCCGAUCGAAGGAUAUUCAAAUCGAUAUUUGAUGCACGGAAUUUUGGCUUUAUCUGCCUUACAUCGCGCUCAUCUCUAUCCAGCACAAAGAGAGAAAUAUAUCAAAGCGACCGCUUACCACCAGGCAGCUGGACUGAAACAAUUCCGGGAAUUGAUCGCGUCGCCCAUUGAUCCCAGUAAUUGGCAGCCCGUCUUUUGCUUUUCUUCCAUGAUCAUGGUCUACGUUUGCGCUUCGCCCGUCCGAAUAGGGGAGCGCUGGCCGGCUCCUAUACUGAACAUGGCAGAGCUAUUUUCUGUCGUCAAAGGAAUGCAGAGCAUCAUGGAGCCGUGGUUGCACAGCCUUCGAAAGACCCAACUUGCCCCCCUUGUGAACAGCGUGUAUCUUGAGAGUGAGCCUCUUAUUGCAAGCCCGGCGAUGAUGCAGCAAUCUUUGCUCCCAGCUGGUACCCGCGAGCAUCUAUCCCUACUGCACAAAUUUGUCGAUGAAUAUCCUUUUACUGAAUCUGAAGAUGAACCCCAGACACCUGAUGGAUCAUUGAAUCCUGAUCACCGAACAGACUACAAGAAAGCCUUGCAAUAUUUUGAAAAUUCAACGCGCCAAAUUGAUUUGGCGGGCCCACACGUAGAGAUCGGAAUGGUUCUCAUGUGGGCUUACUCGCUAUCCACGAGAUUUCGCCAUGACUUGGAGGCAUACUGGUCACCUGCUCUAGUUCUUCUAGCUUACUGGUGUGUCCUGCUACAUCUUGUCGAGCAUUCAUGGUUUAUCAAUGGCGCCUCCAGGGAAUUAUUGGAGGACAUUGAGAAAAGAAUCCACCCGGCAUACAAAGAGUGGUUAGCGUGGCCAAAGCUAUGUGUUUUUGGAAAGUGA
This is a messenger RNA of Penicillium salamii, 1302 nucleotides long. The record is from the annotation of a GenBank genome assembly. NCBI's taxonomy places the organism in Eukaryota, Fungi, Ascomycota, Eurotiomycetes, Eurotiales, Aspergillaceae.